Messenger RNA from Zygosaccharomyces rouxii, 843 nucleotides. Its product is annotated as hydroxyacylglutathione hydrolase. The transcript has a single exon. The record is from RefSeq and is a predicted model, not a curated record. Bases 1 to 843 code for a protein of 280 amino acids. Gene Ontology annotation, molecular function: hydroxyacylglutathione hydrolase activity. Lineage: Eukaryota; Fungi; Ascomycota; Saccharomycetes; Saccharomycetales; Saccharomycetaceae.
AUGCUAAGACAAGUAAGAAAUAUGCAUGUCAAGGCAAUUAAGAUGAGAUGGUUAACAGGUGGUGACAACUACAGCUACCUGUUGAGUACACAGGAUAAAACCAAAUCGUGGUUAAUUGAUCCUGCCGAAGUACUUGAAGUACUCCCUAAUCUGGAUUCUAGUGAAAGAAAAAGUAUUCAAUUCAUUGCCAACACUCAUCACCACUACGAUCAUGCCGGUGGUAACACUGGUAUACUAGCAGCUUUGGGUAAGGAGAACAUUAAGCCCAGAGUACUCGCUGGUUCUCAUGUGUCACCAGCUACUACCGAUGUUCCAGAACAUCAACAACAAUUUACACUGGGAAAUCUACUCGUAUCCUGCAUUCGUACCCCUUGCCAUACCCAGGAUUCUGUCUGUUAUCACGUCAAGGACCCUGAGACCAGUGAGCAGGCACUAUUCAGUGGUGAUACUCUUUUCACCGCAGGUUGUGGUAGAUUCUUUGAAGGUAAUGCGCAAGAAAUGGAUGUUGCAUUGAAUCAACGGAUACUUCAAGAAGUUGGUGAACCCAAUUGGUCCCUAACUAGAGUUUAUCCAGGUCAUGAAUACACCAAGGGUAACGCUAAAUUCGUCCGCAAGGCAAUAUAUGUGAAUCCCAAUGAAAAUAAGCACUUUGAUAACCUAGAGAAAUUUUCAUUGGAGAAUGAUGUGACUACUGGUAGAUUUACGCUGGCUGAUGAGACUCAGUUUAACCCUUUCAUGAGAUUAGAUGACCCCAUUGUUCGUAAGGCCAUUGGUGAUGCCAACGGUUCUUGGACUAGAGUUCAAGUCAUGGACAAAUUGAGAAAGCUCAAGAAUAUUAUGUAA